AAGGGGUCGGUGGGCGGCUUGAGGCUUAGUCGAUAGAGAGCCACCGAUAGGAAAAGGCACGCGCGGUCUCUUAACACCGGGGCUGCAGUGCGUGUGUGUGCGUGUGUGCCCGAACGCUGUUUUGCCCUCGCUAGGAACGAUAUCUGUAGUGAAGCCUCUCUAUACUUCCCGGUCCCCCCCUUUGUCCAAGAUCUUCUCUCCAGCCCUCCUCUCCAACCUUGUUGCAUCCGCCAUACACACACACACAUAUAUAUAUAUAUAUUUCGUAAACUGGCCCCCCACCCCCCCUUUCUUAUUCUGGCUUGAACGUUUUCCACUUUUUUUUCCGUUGUGGGGAAAUCGGUGUUUGUGCAGUGAAUGCUUCUUCUCCGGAGGAGGGACGCUCCGUGCUCCCUGCUGCUACCGCUACUGCUCCUGUUCCUGGCGGCGGCGGCGGCGGUGGUGGUGGUGGUGGGCUGUGGUGGUUUGCAAGUGCCUGCAGUGGUGGUGGUUAGAAGCCCCCUCCCCCUCUCCUCCUCCUCCUCCUCCUACUCGUACUCCUACCCCUACUCCUACCCCUACCACCCUUUAUCUUAAUUACCUCUUCCUUCUCGACAAAAUUAGCCUUUGCUUUUUUCAUUUUUUCCUUCCUCCUCCUCCUCUCUCUCUCUCUCUCUCUCUCUCUCUCUCUCUCUCUCUGACCAUACCCAUUCUCAUCCCAACAACAGGGAUAGGGCAUUCACCCUUUCCUCCCCCCACCAGCCACCCCCUCUUUUCUUUUCCAAUCCUUCAAACCAGGGCAAAAUAAUCCCCUGUUUCCCCUCACUCUCCUCCUCCUCCUCCUCCUCCUCCUCCUCCUUCCCCUCCUCUUCUUUUUCCUCCUCCUCUUCCCCCCUUCUCUCCUAUCGUCGUCUUCUCUCUAUCUUGCUGUGAAGUCUCCAUUAUUCAUCUCUCUUUAAGCGAUUCUCUCUAAUUUGGAUGUUGUAUGUGUACAUAUAUACUAUAUAAAUAUAAAUAUACAUAUUACAUAUAUAAUACGAUUAACGAAACAGAAGGAAAACUAAAAUUUGAACAUUAUUUCAAUAGAAGUUAUGAAUUUUUGAUAUUGGUGCGGUUUUUAAUCGGCUCUCCCAAAUUCAUCAUCAGGCCAAGGAAAGGAUACAAAUAAAAAAAGAAUUAAAGAAAAUAACAAGAGAGAGAAAGAGGAAAGAGAAAAAGCUAAGAGGAAGAAGAAGCAGAAGAAGAAUUGUAGAUGAGCGCAGUUCGAAAUAUGAAUGGAUCAGUAGCCGUAAUAAUAUAGAUACUAAUAAUUAUAGGAAAGAUAAUAAUAAUAGGAAUAAUUGAUAGUGUGAAGAGAUAAUCGAAGAGAUAUAUUGCUUAUCGAAAGCCGCCCCCCCUCCUACCCGCCCCCGACCCCCCUCGAAAAGAAAAAGAAUAAUACGACGCGCACACACACGAUGACUGAGUGCGACUUCCGAAGGUGAUGAUAACUCCUCCUGGCGGCGGUAGUGAAGAUGUCCCUGAAAGUUUGGCUCUGCCCCACUUCGUCGUCGUCGUCGUCGUCGUCGGCAGCUACGGCGCCCCCCGCGUUCGUCGUCGUCACCACCACUCCAUCAGUAACGUCGUCGUCGUCAUCAUCAUCAUCAACGACACCGAAUUCUCCUCCUUCGUCGUCGCCUUCGUCAGUAGCAGUCGCCUGCUCUCUAGCCGAAGGAGAUCAGGAACAGCCUCCUCCUCCUCCUCCUCCUCCUACUGCUGCUGGUCUAGCGUCGUCGUCGUCCUCUCACUCCUCUUGCUCUCCCUUGGCCUUCUUGCCCCCGGCAGGAGCAGCAGCGUCCUUACCGGGAGCCGUUGUGUCGACAGCCGUUGCAGCAGCAACGUCUUCCUCGUCAGGAGAAGAAAGAGGAGAAGACGAAGAAGAAAAAGGAGCCGCGGGAGAAGAGGAUCGGUUGGCGAAGAGGCAGAAAAUGGAAGGACGCCGAUCUACUAGUAGGUUGAUGGCACAGCACCAGCUUUCAACCACCAUCAGCAGCGGAUGGGCAGCUGUAGCAACAGCAGCAGCAGUAGCAGCCGGCGGCCAUAUGCCGUGGCCGGUUACCACGGCAGCAGCCAUGGCCGGUUGCACCACCGCCAAGAGGACCCUGGGGGGCUCGUCCUCUGUCCUCCUCACCACCCUCCUGCUGGUGGUCGUAUCGGCGGCCUUCGUCCCGACACCGGCGACGGCUACGGCUCAAGGGUUCUCGGGAUCUCAGAGAGCAGAAGACAUACCCGAUUUCUACGACGAUUAUUUGAGUGAGGACGGUAACGCUUAUCUCAGCGCCGAGGUGGGACGACUUUUGAAAGAGCACGCCGAGAACCGAGAUUUCGUCAACUCCCUAGAUGCCCAGUACUACCAGAUCACGUACCCAGUCCAGCUGCAGAGGCAGGGCAAAUCUCAGGGCAUCUCCACGAGAGAUGCUUCUCAAAUCGCGAGCAACCAUGUCCAUAGGACUUCCUAUAGGAUUAAGGCGUUCAGCCACGUUUUCACUGUCGACCUUGAACUCAACACCGAGCUUCUUUCACAGAAUCUGAUGGCCCACCAUCGUAGUGGCGAUAGAAAUAGUCAAGUCGACCAUCAGAUCGAGCACUGUUACUACCACGGAACCGUGAAGGACUACUCCAUAGCCGUCGCCGCCUUCAGGACCUGCAACGGCCUAGCUGGCAUCAUCCAGCUAGGAAACGAGACACUCAUCGUCUCUCCCAUGGCUGGUGGCGAGAAGCUGCCCAAACACCCCCACUUCGUCAUCGAGUCGAAGAACUCGCACAUCCGCCAGAAGUGCGGGUACCAGACUGGGUACGAGUGGGGCAUGUGGGAGAGGACCUUCAACCGUCUCGGGCACGGGCGCAAGAAGAAGCAGACCCGCCAUCGGUACGCCAGGGACAUCCGCGGAACCACCAAGUACAUCGAGACAGCUCUCUUCCUCGACAAGAAAUUCAUGGAGGAGCGAAAUUAUUCCCGAGUGCGUGCCCUGAACGACGCUUUGCAAAUUGCCAACAUUGCCGAUCUGUACUUCAAGAACAUCAACACGCGCAUCAGCAUAACGUACCUGGAGACGUGGGCUGGACGCAACAUGAUCGACCUGGGUCGAAACCAGCCCAUCUCGACCUCCCUCAUCAACUUCUACGUCUACGUGGGCGACAACCUGCACGAGUUCCACAAAGACACCGCCCAUUUGAUCACAGGCGAACAGUUCCAGAGUGGGGAGUCGGGCAUGGGAGUCCCCAACAGCAUAUGCACCUCCAAAUCCGCCGGUAUCUCCGUCGACCUCAACGUCUAUGAGCCUCAUUUAGUCGCUUCCACGAUGACUCACAUGAUCGGCCACAACCUCUACAUGAAACAUGAUGACGGAAGAGGGCCGACCUGUUACUGUCAGGACUGGCACGGUUGCAUCAUGUCCAAAACAAUAGUCGGGCAAGACAAUGUGCAGCCUACCAAGUUCUCAAAGUGUUCCGUGGAUGACUACCACCACUCGCUGCAGACGGUGGAGGAAGCCGCGUGUCUUCUCCAUCGCCCCUCUAAGUCUCCUUAUUUUCAUGCUCUGGAGUUCAAGGUUCCCAGGCCGAAUCCACCUAGAAAGGGUCCCACAGACAGUAUGCGACCAGGACAGUCUUUAUUCCAGUCCUUUGAAUGUGGCAAUGGCAGAGUAGAUGAAGGGGAACAGUGUGACUGUGGCCCAAGAGACAAAUGCAGUCAAAUUGACCCGUGUUGUGACCCCAUUACAUGUAGGCUCAAGCUGGAAGCUGAGUGUGCUACAGGUCCAUGCUGUGAUAACUGCAGGUUGCGGCCCAAGGGAUACAUGUGUCGUAAGGCAAAAACAGAGUGCGAUAUCCCAGAGUACUGCGAUGGCCUUCAUGGUUCUUGCCCCCUGGAUAUAUAUAAGAAGACUGGUAAUAAAUGUGGUAAUGGCAAAGGCUACUGUUUCAAAGGUGUUUGUCCAACACUGAAUAAUCAGUGUGAAGUUAUAUGGGGCUAUGGUGGUCAAGCAUCUGAUGAAACAUGCUACAAGCAGUUUAAUGUAGACGGUGUUAUAUAUGGUAACUGCGGAAGACACCGAAAUGGUAGUUAUAUAAAGUGUGAGCUUGGCAAUAUUAUGUGUGGAACCCUGCAGUGCCAGUUAGGUAUGCAGCAUCCUGUAACUCCUAACAUGGACCAGAGUUACUCAAGAACUAUUGUAGCUAUGGGAGGACAAGAAUAUGAGUGCAAAACUGUGAGAUAUGAGCUCCAGGAAGAAACUCGACGAGGACGUGAUUGGACAUUGGUGCAAGAUGGAACUGCUUGUGGCGAAAAGUUAAUUUGUGUCAAUCAGACAUGUGAAUCCCUCUAUCCAUUUAUUGAAUCUGGACAGUGCAAAACAAAUAACAAUGCAUUAGAAUGCUCAGGACAUGGAGUGUGCUCCAAUAUCAACUCCUGCUUCUGCAACCCGGGUUGGACAGGCGUAGACUGCUCCAUUUAUGAUAACAGUACGCUCUACACAACGCCUUACUUUUCCAACUACCCCACAACGCCCACACCACCAGGUGGCAAGUCCCAAUCUAACUCCUCAAGCAACAAGCCAUAUGAAACAGGAACGGGAGGACGGAACACGCAAUAUGUCGGGAAACAGGGGAGUGACACAGUUUACCUCGUAGUGGGGUUGGUGUCAGUAAUGGGCGGGGUGUUCUUUGCGUUUGCAUUCAUGGCUUUGUGCUACAGGUCAGUGGUAGUCCACAAAAAUUUCUCCCUGUGCCUAAGACGCAAGAGUACUUUACCAAAGUACGAUGCGCCAUAUCUCAAGAGACCUGUAGUUAAAAAGCCACCGCAACAACACCUACAGCCUAUGAUGACAAAGACAGAGGAGACGUCACUCGACUUGGGAAGCAGAAUAACAUUUGGAAACAUGCCAAGCUAUAGCCCUGGCCGACCACCAUUGAGUCCGACACUAUCCCGCAGCAGGUCCCUCGAUUCCUGUCGCGAGCAAAAGAUGCAGAUGAUGAGACGCUCCGGCCCUCCUGCAGGGGGCUCUCAGUCAGAGGAGGAAGCUCUUCAGUCAGGGGAGGAGGAAGCGGUGUCGUUCAUUGAGCUGCCACCAAACAACUUGAGCAAGAUCCCUGAGAAGGGAAUCCUGAAGAAGUCAUAUGGCCUCCUCACGCCAGCAGAGAAGGAGAAAUGGGGAGAAGAGUCCCAGAGUGACAACAACGAUGCCUUGAGUCAGAGUGACAACAACGCUGAUCCAGAAUGUCAAGUCACAGAGGUGGAACGUACCCUAAAGAGCCUUCAUGGCUAUCAUGAAGACAUAAUUGAUGCUCUCAAGAGAGCUUCAUCCCACCGAUCUGGAGCAACAUCUAUGUCUUCAGAUGAACUGCAUGCUGGCCACCACGACACCUAUCCACGAUAUCCUCCUGGAGCCACGGGAGUUGGGGGUCCGGCAGAUUUCACAAGGGUUAAGGCUUCCCAUGAAAAGCUUGCUGACUCAGGAGGAGAAGAUGAUCAAGUCCCACCGUGUGGCCCCAUCCGAAUUCGAAAUUUGGAGGACCUGAUACGCCAGCUGGAGCAUCACCCGUCACGCCACAUGUCGCCAUCAGGGUCUGAGGAGAUCAGGAUGAGUGAGACCGAGGCUGAUCGACACUACCGUCUCGACUCUUCGUCCUGCACAGAGUCACAAGGGUAUGUGAGGCCGUGGCGCAGAGGGCAGGACUUUGGGCACGGGGACUUAGGUGGUCCUCUAGCAGGACCUUCCGGUUCCCCUGGAACCCCCGGAGACAAAUUGGCAGAGCUGUUGCAGUUGGCAUCCCCAGAAGACCACGAGAGGAUCCUGCGCGCCGCGGCCAUGCUGUCCCCCGAGAGCCCCACAAGGGGUAGAGCAGACAAUGGUGGGAUGGGUUUCGUAUACGGCCGGUACCGACAACCUCCGACUAGUGGGAGUGGCACGGGGUCCGCAAGUGGACGUAGUUCCGAUAGAUUAGGGGGUGGUGGCCAUGAGUUCUCUGAUGGGGCAGAUAGUCACGCAUUCACAGAAGAAGACGACUUAGAGAGACCUGAUCCUGGAGAGACAGCAGAUUCAGAGAGUGAUGAGUACUCAGCGCGACCACCCAGUGCCCUCCUGCGCUCCGCCAGUGAAGAAGUUCUACCAGUUACCCGUUAUGAGGCUGCGAGGUUUGAAGCAGCUUCGCCAAGGGACCCACGGCUCUAUUCACCACCUUCGGACGCUCCCUCCUACCAUGAUGACCAGGACUUCCCACCACCAGAACCACAGAAUGAUGAUGAUCAGCAAGAGCCAGCAGCUGACCCCAACCACUCUCUCCUACUUCAGGGGAGGUACCCAGAGUACAAGCACUGACACUGGCCCCUCUAGGGACCUAGAGAGGCCAGGCUUCUCCAGCACAAUCUUCACCGGUAGUUCAUGGUGUCACUUCACUUAACAUUAUGAGCUAUUCAAAGAUGCUCCUUUAGUAAAAGUAGCAAUGUGCAGGAAACAUAGGACCUUGUUAUUGCUAGGUUUGCAAAUGUGAGUAAUCCCAGUGGUUAAAGACCCACUGUAUGAAAUACAUGUGCUGGGUAUGUUGCUUUCUGGUAUCAUACACAGAUUCCCCCCUACCCUAAAGAUUAGAGUCCUCUUCAAAAGUCAGAUGUGUGUGUGACAGUGAUAUCGACAAUUUGGGUUGGCAGGAUAGUAAAAUAUAGAGCUAUAUUUUCUCUGUGCUAGUGAGAAAUCAGUUAAUCCUCUAGUGACUAACAACAACAGCACUAGUGUAAUAAAACUCUCCCCCUCCCCUCCCAUGAAUUGGCCCCCUCAGCCAGGACUCUGUGUGCUCUACCCCGAGAAGUGUUCAUGAACUAUUUCUUACCAAGUCUCCUAGUGCCCUGACUCUUGUCUUACAAGGGAUAUGCCACAGUCAAUCAUAUAAUUUUACAUUGUACAGUAUUAAUUUUUAGAAUAAAAUAAAGUCAUCUACGGAAAAGAUUUAAUAGGGCCCAUGUUAUGAAUGUUCUCAUCGUGUGUCUCAAAUGUGUUUCAGGUGAGAUUGAAAAAAAAAUAGGAAUUUAGUUUGCUACAGCAGACUUAGCCGUCCAGCGCACGAGUGAUAUGCCACUCCUUCACCAGCAAGAUGUCGUCAAGUUCCGUUGCUCAAGCAGAGUGAAAAGUCUCAUUAUUAUGAGAUGUCAGUUUGGAUAUGACCCCAUUGUUUGUUUUGUGUGUCAAUUGUACGUAGUUGAUGAGCCAGUGGCAGGACUACGCUUAAGCUAUCAGUCCUUAGAAGGUUGAUCUUUGCAUAUUUUAUUUUGUGAAUAUCAGCUCGACUUGACUUGAAGGGUUAACCAGUUCCUUAAUUGUCCGUAUAUCAUCCCAGAAUCAUCCACUGGUACUAAAAAAUAAACUUACAAAAGCAUUGUAGUCUGCACUCUGAUUACAGACAAGCUUCCAUUUAUGUAAAGAAUUUUAGUAGCUUAAGUCAGUACUUAGUAGCUUAACAGCAUGAUUCUCUUAUUUUUGUUAUCUUGCAUGUGUUAAAUUAUAUGGGUGAGUGAAUGCAAGUGGGCAAGUGAAACUUUGAUUUCCUCUCAAAUUCUGUGACAAAUGCAGUGAUUUCAUUAUCAGGGUACACUUAGUCAUAGUGACAAAGUUUCUUGGAGCUGUUCAGUAACUAGUACAGUCUAGAAAUGCUUUUGUAAUAUCUUCAUAAGUGUUUAUAUACAUACUGAUGUGUAACUAACACACUGCCCAUUUAAAUCUUUUAUCAUAAUGUAGGUGACCAAGGGAUGAUUACCCAAGACCUUGUAUAUAAUUUUUUAGACAGGGUGUCCAAGCUUUUCCUUUGCUGCACAUAUAAAGUUCAAUGCCAGAGUCCGGCUCAUUUUCUUACUCCUGUUAAGCCAACAGUAGUCAGAUAAUGACUCAAUGCUGCAGUUGUCGGUUAAUCAUUGAUGGUUUAGCAGAACAGGAUACAUUAUAUAUAUAAAGUAAUAAAACCUUUUAAUAUAUGACUUCCAUCCUGACGAGCUCAUUUCAUGAGCUUCUUGAUCAAGUUGAUGACCGACAGAACUACAGUCGAUAUUCCUUAUUGCCCUUCUCCUCCUGAAGGAUUUAGUCACCUUAUUCGUAAUUUGGGAUUACGUACCGGUAAAUCAACUCCAAAAGUUAUGGCAAGUGCUUAUUUUGAAAUCAGUAUUCAUCAAGAGAUUGCAAUCAUCAUUUUAUUACCGAAAGCAGAAAAAUACUGAUGUUACAGUGAGUUAUUACUUGUAAUAAUCAGAUUUGGCUCAAUAUACAAUAUACAUAUAGGAAUAAUAUAUAGUCAAGAAAAGAGUCAGCAUUUACUUUCUGUUGAGCAUGGACAGAAGGUCUUACGAAGUAUUCAUUUUUCAUUGCUCUAAAGUUAAGAAAGUUGUUCUUCCUGAGUGCAUCAAAUUAUAUACGUACAGCACUUCUUUCACGACACUUGUCCUGUAGGUUUUCAAGAAUGUUCAUUAGCCUGCUGUGCUGUCAAACAUAAGGUGUGAUUUAUUGAAGGAAAACAUUUUUGGUAGCACUUGAUAUUUUUAUGAUGUUCGCUGAGUUUCAGGCUGAAAUUUACUUACUGCGAGAUAAUUCUAGAUCUUUCAGAUAGGAAUGAAAUCACUUUUGUUAAGUAUCAUUUGCAUCAGUUAUUGCCUUCUGAGGUCAGGUGAUGACUGAGGUCAAGUAGUGGCUGCUAAAAAGUCAGGAUAAAUGGUAAUUACCUUCUAAGAAGGCAGAUAGAAGACAAUAAAACAUGUAAAAAAAUGUAAUGAAUAAUAAGGUAGUAGCCUUUGUACUGCAUUGUUAGUAAAAGCAUAGGCAACUAUAGAAAAUAAAGUAGCACUUAUUACAGAAAAUAAAAAAAGGCAUCAGGGAUGUGGUCUUUUUCAUGAAGAUCUUAUGCCCUGCUGUUGUUAAAGUCAUGGUAAGAAGUGAAGCAGUAAAAAAAAAAGAAACGAGAAGUCAGCGCAGCUUCAUAACUAUUGCUCAAAUCAGGGCGAUGACAGUGUUGAAAGAGGGAUUUGAAAGUGUAUGUAAGAAUGUUUUACAAGAUGGGUUCAUUAUGUGGGUUUGUGGUUGUCCCAGUACCUUGAAAUAAUAUGACAUACUUAUCCUACAAUAUCAGAUUUAAAUAUAGAAUAGUCACUGACCUUAUCCAAAUACCUCAUCAAAUCUUAAUACCUUUUAUAUAAUAUGUGGUACAAUUACUUAAUUAUCCAUGACCCUCAGUUACCCAAUGCCUUAUUGUUUCAUUUACAAUCAACAGUUAGCAUAAUUUUCCAAGUAGUCAACUUUCUUCCAUUGUAUUGAUUUCUAGCAUGGCACUGUACUGUAAAAGGUAUUGGACCUUCCAGUAUUUCUUUCAUUUCCACCAGAAUAGUUUUACUCUCGUGGUUGUUGAUAUUGCAGGAUUUGUACAAAACCCUAUUUAAGCUGGCAGAGUCUUGACAUACCAAUCAGAGCUUGUUGCUUCAUUCUUCAACUCAUCAUUACAAGUCAAACCUCUUUAAUGUGACUCGUGCAUUCCCACUGCAGUCGGAAUCCGGUCUCGACUCCUCAGUCAAGGAUGAACUUGAGAUCAAGGUGAAUUAAAGAGGUUUGACCCUUCUUCUUUAGGCCUCUCAGGAAUAGAUUCUGGGAAAGUUUGCAUACAGUUCUCUAGGAUUGGAGGCAGAGAUUCAAUAGGAUGUAAAACACUGAGAAAGAGAGGUAGAGAAUACUGUGAUGAGUAGGAUCUGAACUUGCAAAGCAUACUGUAUUCAGAAAGAGAAUAGAAUUAAGGACAAAUCAUUAUGUCUUUGCCUCAGUCCUCGGUUUGCAUUACUAAUCAUUUAGAUUCCUACAAAGGUAUCAGUAGUAUGUACCACCACCAAUCAAAAACAUUAACAUAUUUUUAAUAUCAGCAAACGUUUAAUUACUGGUAUAGUUACUUUAAUACAUGGCAGUGGAACUGUAUACAGUACUUUUGAUUUAUUUGUACUUCAUGCUUCAUGAUUAAGAAUAAGAAUAUCACAUAUUUGUUAUGGAUACCUCUAAGAACCCUUUGAUUUGUUGACUUCUGAAUAAGGAAAGAUCUGCUUCCUUGAGUUGUGUAUUGAUGAUUUUGAUACUGAAGGAAAGAGUUGUCUAUGAGAUCCCAUGAUUCUCCUUCAAAGGGCCGGACUCAUGCUAUACAGUCAAAUAAUAUCAAAACAUGACGCUUCCUUACUUUUUAAGGCUCGUUUCCAACUCUUGUCUUGUUGUUGUUCUCUUACCAUAUUGGCCCAAGGGAGGUCAUGAUGGAAACUCUAUUUCUAUGGACAGAUGUGUACAGAAUACAUGAAAUAAAAUCCAGUUCACACCUUCGGUAACAGACAAAAUGUAUCAGUCGGUUAUUUCAGUUUCGGUACACAAUGGUUUCUUCCUGUCAUGGAAUACUUUUAAGCAUGCAGAAAGUCAGAUAAAACAUUUUGAAAUACUGUAUUCUCAUCCAUAGUAACCCAGUGCACUACAAUUCUACAUCAGUCUCCAAAAUGUAUACAUUGUUCCAAGAUAUUAUGAUCUGUAUUUUUGAACUCAUUUAAGCCGAGUUAUUGUUCCAUGGUGUAUCAUUAGAAUUUGAAUUUGAAUUUGAAUAUUUUCAGUUCAGGUUUUGUUCAUCAGAAAAGUUAGGUGCAUGUACUAUAAACAAAAAACCGAAAAGUUAACUCGAGAGAUACUUGUGCUAUGGAAACAAAGAAAGUUAAAUUAUUUGCAACAACAAAUUGAAAACGUACAACCAAGCAAAGCUGAAGUGUAAGACACGAAGCAUAUGAGACAUAGUUACCAUCCACUGAGGAAAAGUGUCGAGAGUGAGCAAGGUGUAACUAUAGACAGUGUCUCAGUGCUCUGGACAAGUAAUAUUCCUUCUGAUAAGUUCAAGAAUACAGUUCAUAUAUAUUUCUAGCAGCAUGAACAUAUAUUAUUUCAUAAGGCAUUUCAUUUUGUAGUCAUUAUGAUGGUCAUGAAAUGAAAUCAAUCUGAUACAAUGCAUUUCCACACUGAUUUUGUGUGCUUUUUGUAUUCUGUAUUUGUGCAUUUCCAAUUACUCCCAGGUACCUAUCAUUUAAUCAUAUUCAAUCUAAUGUCUUUCAUGUUUUGUAAUAAGACGACGCUUGGUGUGCUAUUUGUUCUUAUAUCCAAUCAUAUAAGUCAGCAUCUGGAUAUAAACAUCCAUUCCAAAACAUUUGACAGGUGAUGUUUUAGGCUAUAAAUUUAGGUACAGUACAGUAUUGUUCUGACCAGAUUAUCAGCAAGCGCACAGGUCAGCUGAAAGCUCAAAGUUUGUAGUUUUGUUCAGAAAUGUUUCACUCAUGUAGGUAAUAUUUACAUAAUGGUAAUACUGUUGUUUUGUACACUCAGAAAGACAGUGAGGGUGUGGGUGAGUGCUGGUGCAGCAGAAGGGAAGGGCGGAUAAUCAAUCAUUAUACCCUACAUUUCAUCAUCUCUUCACUUGUAAGUUUCCGAGAAGAAAAGCUGAAGUUAUAUAACGUCACCAAGUUUCGGGACAUUCCACUGGGUAGAUUCAUUCAGGAUAUGAGCACAGACAGUCAGUCAUUUGUGAUUCAGCCUUUUUCAGCCAAUGGUUUAUCCCCGGGUCUGUUUAUUGUGUAUAAUUAUGUUAGCUCAAGUCAUGUCAUGGCAGUUCCUUAUAUUUAUUAUUGCCCCUCUGCCUUAACGCAAUCUCCAGAGUGAAUCGCUUUGUGCAUUACUGAUUUAACAAAACUUUGUUUCCUUUAGUAAGACGUGAAAAGAGAGAAAUCAUUUCUAUAAAUUUGCAUGGGACAGAAAAGCAUUUACUUAUUUGUUGCUUAUGCUCAUUACCACAACGACAUUGCUCGGUAGUAGUCAACUGUAAAUAUGCAGGUUACUGUAAUAUGUGAUGAUCUUUAUAUGGGCUUUUAUAGAUUAACCUCUGAAAGUACAGCAUAUUCAUUAUAUAUUUAACUUUGUUAAACUAUGUACAGAACCCUUGAACAACUUACUCCUAUGAACUCUUCCUCUGUAUCAUGUCACUUUUGAGACAGGGUAAUUAAUGUGUGUACAUUAAUGAAGCUUACUUGACAGUCCCUUCCAUGGUCUCUGUGAAGACUCUGUUACGUAUUAUGUUUUGAUUUUACAGAAUGAAAUUCCUCAUCACCAUACGCUUUUCACAGGACGUCAAACUGGAGUGCAUAACUGUAUGAUGUUUUUAAAUACAAUGUAGUAUUCUUAAUCUAGCUCACUCACACAGCGCAGUACUGCAGCAUCAGAGGAUGAUGAUGUUUGCUGUUACAGCAACAAAGGUCGAGACUCCACGAAUCCCAACAACUACCCUCCCCCCCCUCCCCUCCCCCGCCCACCCUGCUGACAUGAGCCCCUGCACCCCCACCGUGACUUAUGGUAUUCGUUACCCUUAAGUAGGUCUUCUUAGGCAUCUAGUCUAGCACUUAGUCGAACAUUCAGAAGAUAUUAUUGAUUCCAUAUCUCAACACAUGCUAGUUUUGCCCACUUAGGAAUUUCACAACAUUUCAUUGGACUUGAAUAAUCAUACAGUGGCAUCCAGCAGAAAGUCAGCAAAUUAAUAUGUUAGACAAUCGAUGUAACUGCAGAUCAUAUUAUAUUACCAAUCGAUAUAGUACUACAGUAUUUUACUUUUAGCUGGGUGUGACUCUCAUGGUAAAUAAAGUAAAAAAAAAAAUAUGAAUGAAUAAAUAAAAGUGUGAUGGCAUUAUUGAUUUUGUGCCAUAGAUUCAAAUUACAAUAAGGCCAGUUCUCUUCGUGAGACACAGUGAAAUUAAUUAAGCCUUAUUGGUGCAUAAUAACCUACGACUCAAAAUCACUGAGGACUUCACUUAUAGGAACUCUUUUGUUUCCUAGCGACAUCAUUUCUUAUUCUUAGAUUACUAUGUUUUGUCUUUGCCCACCAUUUCUCCCAUUAGCUAACUCAAAAAUUUUUAUGUCUGUUGGGAGUUGAACAGGAUCUUUAUUAUAUUACAAAUUGGAUUUGUUUAAAAACCUGUUUGUACAGAAGUUAUAAUAAAUCAUUGUACAUAUCA
Molecule: messenger RNA, 13051 nt
Organism: Macrobrachium nipponense
Lineage: Eukaryota; Metazoa; Arthropoda; Malacostraca; Decapoda; Palaemonidae
Gene: mmd
Product: disintegrin and metalloproteinase domain-containing protein 23-like
Exons: 25
Coding region: 1494-6335 (1613 amino acids)
Biological process (GO): proteolysis
Molecular function (GO): metalloendopeptidase activity
Source: RefSeq, a predicted model, not a curated record